Molecule: messenger RNA, 360 nt
Organism: Medioppia subpectinata
Lineage: Eukaryota; Metazoa; Arthropoda; Arachnida; Sarcoptiformes; Oppiidae
Source: the annotation of a GenBank genome assembly
AUGCAGGAUAGAAAAUAUUGUACAGAACAGGUCUCCCUUAUCACCACCGUUUUGAUCGUCGCUGCUUCAGCCGGCAUCCCAUUCAAGGAUUGCGGACACUCUGAGGUAACCAACGUUGCCAUCAGUGGCUGCACAACCAGUCCCUGCACUCUCCACAAGGGAAAGGAGGUUACCAUCGAUAUUGAGUACACCGCCAAUGCCGACAGCGCUAAAGCCGAGUGGUCUCUGCACGCCAUUGUAGGAGGUUUGGACUUGGACCUAGCUACUUUGAUCCCGGGCUUUGACCGAGAUGGUUGCAAAGACACGCCCUGUCCCGUCAAAAAGGGCGAUAAGAAGAAGUUCUCCUAUAAGCUAACCAUU